Molecule: messenger RNA, 978 nt
Organism: Aspergillus wentii DTO 134E9
Lineage: Eukaryota; Fungi; Ascomycota; Eurotiomycetes; Eurotiales; Aspergillaceae
Exons: 3
Coding region: 138-674 (178 amino acids)
Source: RefSeq, a predicted model, not a curated record
CUGCCGACAAUCUUUCUAUCUUUAAAUUUAUGCAUUGAGCUGCUGAUCUUCUGUACUAUAUAUCAAAUAUAUCCACGGCUCUUUCCAGAGAUUCAAGGUUUGAUCUCUCAAAUAGUAAAAUUACACACCAAGGCAUCAUGGAUGUCUUCUAUGCUUAUACAUACUCCACUGCAGGAUGGCUUUCACUGCAAAGCUUGCCCCUAAUUGUGUCGCCACGGAUGAUUGUCUCCAUGCUUCUGGAUGAGACAAGGCCACCUUCAGCCAUGGAGGCCUAUUUUGCACGCUGCUCCGGCUUUGGCUUACUGACCAUCGCCAUCCUGACUGCCAUGCUGACAGGCUCAAUUCCAUUAAGCUCCUCGGUAUCCGAGCCCGUCACGUCUGAAGAUUCCGAUCCCAAGGCUCCAUACGCCGUGCCGACACUGAUCAUCACCACAAUUUUCCACGCCAUUACAUCUUUCUAUGCAUACACCUGGUACACAGCGACGGAUCAGUUCGCAUUUGCAGCCGGAAUGGUGGGUUCUGGCUUUGUGGCAUUUAUCGGGUUGUGGUGCAUUCUUUUUGCCAGCGGCAAUGGGAAGAUCAGUAAGAAAACUGGAGCAGACAAGAGAACUGCAGGCUUCCCAUUUAGUAACAGUGAGGCGGAUAAGAAACACCCGGGAAGGAAGCGGAUAUAAUGGUGGGCUGACAGGUACUACCGUAUGCUACCUCUUAUGGUAGAGGGGCUAAUUUGAGGGAUUUCGGUCAGGUACAGAUUGGGUUCCAAGAAGCUGGUCAUUCACAGGAGUUAUUUCGAAUUCUGUCAGACAUGUAUCGUCAUCACUUACACAGAUUUGGGCUGUAACAAGCUUUGCUUCCUUCCAUCAGUGUUACUCAAACGCUUUUGCGUUACAGCAAUCGUGCCUGACUGUCUGAUAUCAUACUCUUUAAUUCCAGAUGGAGGCUCACAUGAAUUCAUCUCUCACAAACUCUGUACUUUAC